This is a messenger RNA of Toxorhynchites rutilus septentrionalis, 2826 nucleotides long. RefSeq lists its product as uncharacterized. The transcript has 2 exons. NCBI's taxonomy places the organism in Eukaryota, Metazoa, Arthropoda, Insecta, Diptera, Culicidae. Gene Ontology annotation, molecular function: zinc ion binding; nucleic acid binding. The record is from RefSeq and is a predicted model, not a curated record. The coding region runs from base 1 to 2826 and encodes 941 amino acids.
AUGCCAAGAGUACGACACACACCGAAAUCCGACCAAGUUUCGGAUAAAGAAGCCGCCACACCAUCGAAGAAGGAAGAUCCCAGAGAAUCCUUGUGCAAUCAGCUCCAGCAGAUGGAAGCUGCCACACCAAAGAAGAAGGAAACAGUGAACACCAGAGAAAAUUUAUGCUACCAGCGUCAACAGAUCAGCAGAAAAGUGAAUGUGAUUAACCGUCAUCUUGAGGAAGCCGAAGAUGAGCCACAGAAGAUAAACCCAUCAUUACUGAAAGUGUUUGCGAAGAAACUGGAGCUCCAUUAUAAGGAGUUCACAGACAUUCAUCGCGAAAUACAAACAUUGACCGUUUCAUCUGACAUCGAGGAGGAGGAAGAAAAAUUAGAUCAAUUUGACGCGCUUCACACGAACACACUCGCUUUGUUGGAGCAACUCACCGAUAUAUUUUCGCCUGCCAUGAAUUCCAGAACAGAAAAUUCAAAUCAAACUGUGAUUGUUCAACAGCCAAUAAGAGCACCUGUGCCAACUUUCGACGGCAGAGUGGAGAACUGGCCGAAGUUCCGCACGAUGUUUGAGGAUAUUUUCGCUCGCAGUGGAGAUUCCGAUGCAGUUAAACUGCACCAUCUCGACAAGGCUCUAAUAGACGAUGCAGCGGGCUGGAUUACAGCAAAGAUAAUUACAGACAACAAUUUUCAACAAACAUGGCAGCAACUCAUCGAUCAAUAUGAGAAUCCAAGAGUGAUCGUCGACACACAUCUCGACGGAUUGCUUGAUUUAAAGCCAAUAACUAAGCGAAAUUUUAAGGAUUUACUCGAAUUAGUUAAAUCUUUCAAUCGCCAUGUUGGCGGGCUCGAGUAUCAGGGGCUGAAAGUGGAUGAGCUUUCAGGCCUCAUUUUGGUGAAAAUUCUUACGUCGAGAUUAGAUAGCCAAACACUUCAACUUUGGGAGAGGAACCAACAGCAUGCUAAAUUACCAAAUAUUCAAGACACCGUAUCCUUCCUUCGCAGCGAAUGUCAAGUUUUGGAAAGGUUCCAGAAUCAAUUCCAGGUUACAUCAAAGGAGGCGCAGUCUAAGCAGUAUACGAGCUUCAGGCCGUCGAACCAGAAAUCAUACACAGCAACAGCUGCAACUUCCGUAGGUUCCUGUGAAAUAUGUAACGAGAGCCACCGCCAUUUUGAGUGUCCGGAGUUUCAUAAGCUAUCACCGAUCCAGCGUAACGCAAAGGUGAAGGAAUUGAAAAUCUGUUUUAAUUGUCUCCGUCCUGGGCAUAGAUCCCUAGAAUGUUCAUCGAAGAAAACAUGCGCUCGAUGUCACCGUAAACAUCACACACUUUUGCAUCAGGAAUCGUCUACUACAGAAGACCAUUCUUUCAGCCACAAAAUGGAAGAACAACCAUGUUCCAGCACCCCAGAGAAGUUUACCGUCUGCGAGCCAGUCACCAAUACGGUUGUAUCUUGUAAUUGCCACAGAGCUACUACAACUGUGAUGUUAAUGACUGCUAUGGUGCGGGUCAGAGAUAAUUGUGGAUACACAACGCCUUGCAGAGUGUUGCUGGAUAGCGGAUCACAAGUGAAUUUCAUAUCCAAGUCGUUAAUCGAUCGUUUAUCCGUCACACGACGGCCAGUGUACAAGCCCAUAGCCGGAAUUGGUGGGACCAAAACGUACGCCAAAGAAACAGUGAUGGUGGAAGUAGAAUCGAUGCACUCCGACUAUUCCACCAAUUUUGAAUGUUUAGUGGUUCCUAACAUAACGGGAUCAAUUCCAGCAACGCAUAUACAAGUAUCAUCAUGGCCAAUUGAUAACAGUAUACCCAUCGCAGAUCCGAACUUCAACAACCCGGCUCCCAUCGAUAUGCUAAUUGGCGUCUCACAAUUUCUACAAUUGUUGAAGACGGGCCGUGUUCAGCUAGGAAACAACUUGCCUGAAUUGAUAGAAACACAUCUUGGAUGGGUAGUUGCUGGUAGCAUCGACGAUGGCGACUCUCAACAUUGUUUAGCCGUUGCAAAUGAUUCAAUCUCCGAAGUUCUACGCCAGUUUUGGGAGUUGGAAGAAAUUCAUGAAGCUUCACAAUCUACUGAACAAGAAGAGUGCGAGAAAAUAUUCCAAACAACCCAUUAUCGAGAUAUUACAGGAAGAUAUGUGGUAAGUUUACCUUUGCGAGAAUCAAUUCAAGACCUAGGUAACAAUCGAACACUGGCCAUGCGACGCUUCCUUUCGCUGGAAAGAAGACUUGCGAGAAAUCCGGAACUGAAGCAACAGUAUCAGCAAUUUAUCGAAGAAUAUGAAUCUAUGGGACACUGUCGAGAAAUAAAGGAAUCCAAUUGUUCACUCGACAAGGGCACGUAUUAUAUUCCGCAUCAAGCUAUUCUGCGCCCAUCGAGUUCAACAACAAAACUGCGAGUAGUGUUUGAUGCAUCGUCUAAAGCAUCACCGAGUGACAAAUCACUUAAUGACGUCCUUCAAGUAGGAGGAAUACUUCAAAGCGAUAUUUUCAGUAUCCUGCUACGAUUCAGGAAACAUCGUUUCGUUUUCACAGCCUCUCACUUGAUAGUGCAGAUCAUACAACAAGACGUUUUUGCUGAUGAAAUUCAACGAGUACGAGCUGGAGAACCCAUUAUCUACGCUGGUUCGGUUUCUAUCGAACUAGCUGUAGUGUCCCGCAACCUGCACGAUCAGUUUAAUCUCCAGCUGAAUAGGCAGUCGCCGGGAAACGACAUGAUUGAAUAUCCACGGGUGAACAGCGUACCGCUGAACUCACUCAAUCGUAAUGGGUCGCCAACGAUUGAUGUGACCAAAGCGAAUGUACGCAGCAGUAUGACACUAUCCCGUCGGUAG